UUUAUAAUUGUUUCUUUUGGGCCUGUAAUGAAAAUUAAAAUCAUACAUUUUGUAGAUGUAAAUAAGCUAUAUGUAAAUAUAUUGAAAAUGUCAACGCGUCUAAAAGUUAUAAGCAAUUAAAAUUGGCAAAAAUCGUGCGCGAAUAAUCGUGAGUAAUCGCAAUUUUCACUAAUUAAAAUUUUUUUUUUAAGUGCUUCACAAGUUAAUAUAUUUCAACAAGUAUAGUGUAUUUCAAUAAAAAUUACAUAAUUAUUAAAAAUAAGAACUGAAACUGUAGAAUUGCCAUAUUGUCCUGGAUAAGAUUAUAUUAUUUUGUCGACUCCAGGCCCUCCAAACUCCCGUAUUUCAUGCUGUAACGAAAAUUAGUACUGCGCGCGAAUUCCAGAAUCGCUAGUGUCGCUACGAAUACAUAAAUGAUCGGAAUGCACAUAUAUAUAUGUAUAAUAUGCAAAGACAAAAGUAUCAGUAAUAAUUAAAUAAAGGAAUAAUAAAGUAAAUUGAAAAUUGUUUAAUUGUACAUACAAAUUUGGAAUAUCUGUAUUUGUGCACACCUUUGGAUUUUUUAAUAUUGUUCCAAAGGAUAAACUUUAAAUUGUAAAACAAAUACGUAUUAUAUAAAUUAAGAAAGAUGGAUCAAUAAAAUUUUAAAUAUAUAGUGAAUCAAGUGGUUUUAAUGAAAUUUAUAUAAACUUUACAUUUGACAAUUACGUAUAUAUUUAUAUACAGAUUAUAAUGAAUUUUGAAUGAAUAUAAAUUAUUUUGAUAUUUCUAUUGGUAUUAUCAACAUGGUAUUUCCAACAAAAUUAGCGCAUAAAGCAAAUAGAAUUUCUUAUCACUAUUAUAAUGUUUUUGUGAUAUAUUUAUUAAUGUUUACAUUAUUUAUUAUUUUAAUAGCAACAUAUAUCUUCAAAUUUGAAAGUACUCAAAAGCAUUCAAUAUAUAAUGCUAUUGUUUUUAAUGAUUUAACUUCUUUACCUAUACAUGCAAUAGAUGCAGAUUCCCCUACAGCAGAUGCAACGAAUUCUUCUUGCACAUAUUUUAGUUGUUUUAACGUUUAUCGUUGUGGUAGUCAAGGAAAUAAGCUUUUAGUAUAUGUUUAUCCACCAAAAACAUACAUAGAUGCUUCAGAAAAGCCUAUUACGAGUCAAAUGUCAAAAGAGUUUUAUCAGAUUCUAUUUACUAUAAUUUCAAGUAAAUUUUAUACACCAAAUCCAUAUGAAGCAUGUAUUUUUAUUCCUUCGCUUGAUACAUUAAAUCAAAACAGAUUAAAGUUACAAGAAGUUUCGCAAGCUCUAAAAUCAUUACCAUUCUGGAAUAAUGGGGAGAAUCAUCUUAUAUUUAAUAUGGUACCUGGAAGUGUGCCUGAUUAUAAUACAAUCAUUGAUGUACCAAUUGGAAAAGCAAUGAUUGCAGGAGCUGGAAUGUCAUCAUUAACAUAUAGAUCUGGUUUUGAUAUCAGUUUACCAGUAUACAGUCCUUUAAUAAACAAUUUCAAACCAAAUGUUAACAAUACAAGGCAGUGGUUAACAAUUUCAUCUCAGAUUAACAUUAACUCUGCUUUCGAACAAGAUUUAAUAGAAGUUAAAUCUCUGUCGCCAAAAGAAAUAUUAAUAUUAAGUCCGUGUUUACAGUAUAGUUCUAUGAAUAGUACAAUUCGAUGUGCAGAAACAGAUGUUUAUAAGUAUCCUGAUGUACUUCAGACAGCAGUAUUUUGCUUAGUGAUUCGAAGUGCAAGACUUGGGCAGAGUACACUUCUAGAAAGUAUGGCAAUGGGUUGUAUACCUGUAAUUAUAGCUGAUUCUCUUGCAAUGCCCUUCCAUGAUGUAAUUGAUUGGACCAGAGCUGCUAUAUUUGUGCGUGAAGUAGAUAUUUUGUCAGUGAUAUCAGUCUUAAAAAAGGUGUCACAGCAACGAAUUACAGAACUUCAACAACAAGGUGCAUGGCUUUACGAAAAAUAUUUUAAAUCCAUGGAAAAAAUAACGGAAACUACGUUAGAAAUACUUGCAGAUCGUGUGUUUCCACAUUUGGCUAGAGAUUACAUUUUUUGGAACAUAUCGCCUCGCAAGGAUAUUACAUCUCCUCUUUUGUUACCUAUUACUGCGCCAAAAACUCGAGGAUUUACUGCAGUAAUUUUAACAUACGAUAGAUUGGAAUUACUAUUUCUCUUGAUUAAUAAGCUCGUUAAAGUGCCAAGUCUGAGUAAAGUGCUAGUAAUUUGGAACAAUCAACAUAAAGAUCCACCGCACUCGUCAAGGUGGCCGAAAUUAAACAAACCAUUAAAAGUUAUACAAACAAAAGAAAAUAAAUUAUCUAACAGAUUUUAUCCUUAUGAUGAAAUUGAAACUGAAGCAGUUUUGUCAAUAGACGAUGACAUUAUUAUGCUGACUGCAGAUGAAGUAGAAUUCGCCUAUGAGGUUUGGAGAGAAUUUCCUGAUCGAAUAGUUGGCUUUCCAUCCCGAAUUCACAUAUGGGAUAAUGGUACAAAUUGUUGGAAAUAUGAAAGCGAAUGGACUAACAGUAUUUCUAUGGUUUUAACUGGAGCUGCAUUUCAUCAUAAAUAUUGGAAUUAUAUGUAUACUACUGCUAUGCCAGGGGAUAUCAAAGAAUGGGUUGACGAUCACAUGAAUUGCGAAGAUAUAGCUAUGAAUUUUUUAGUAGCAAAUAUUACGAGAAAAGCACCGAUAAAAGUAACACCAAAAAAGAAAUUCCGAUGUCCAGAAUGUACAAAUACUGAAAUGCUAUCAGCAGAUCUAGCACAUAUGGUGGAACGCACACAAUGCAUAAAUAAAUUUUCUUCAAUCUAUGGGUCAAUGCCAUUACAGUCAGUUGAAUUUCGUGCAGAUCCAGUUUUAUUCAAAGAUAUAUUUCCUGAAAAGCUUAAAAGAUUUAAUGAUAUUGGAAGUUUAUAAAGUUUUAUUAUAUACUUUAAAAGAGAUUUCCUUUACUAAUAUUAAAUCAUUUUUGUAAAAUAUUUAUUUUACAUCAUCUUACUUGUUAUUACAUUAUGUAGCUAUUUAUAAAAAGAAAUUAUUUAUAUAUAUUCGUGCAUUUAAUUUUAUUAUAUACCAUUUUUUAUUUGUUGUUCUUCACCAGAAAUGUCUAAUUGCUGCUCGCGAUAAAAAAUUAUUCCCUUCCCGAGAUAUUUCUACCAGGCCCUCCAAACUCGUAGAGGUUCAAGCCAGCAGUCCUAUUUGAAGUUGGAAUGGAAGACCAAUAACGUCAUGAAAACGUUACGAAGUAGUGCGGAAUAUUACGUUUUUCAUCUGUGCCCAGUGCAAUAGCAACGCGACAGUGAAUAAAAAUAUGUACUUGAAAGAAUUGGUCCCUUUCUGACUACGUAGUGAAAUUCUGUGAAAAGUGAUAGUGAUCGUGCGGUUGAGUGAGUUCAAUGAUCCCGUCUAGAGAUCAGCUGUUCUUCGUAACGUGUUCCCUCUAAUGUUUACGAUUGGUACAAUGAACCAGUGACAGCAAACCAUUUUCAUUGGAGCUGAGUCAUUCACAGACGGAUGGGGAAGUUUCAUUUACAUUCAAUCCUUUUUUUAUUAUUUGCAAACUUCUUUUGAUUUCCAAAACGUGUAUGCGGUUUUCUCACAUUUGUUUCAAAACUGACUACAAAGUAUUUUUUAAAAUUCCUAUCGUACAACAAAUAAAAGUGUUAGAUCAAUUCGAUUUAUUCAUUCUACAUGAACAACGAUUCAUUAUUUGGUGAACUUGUAGAAAAGCUACUCCCCUCCGAUUUUAAUGAUUUCUAAAUAUGUUGUAAAAUUCGACAAUUUUUUUUUUGGUAAUUAUUGAGAUUAGGUUACACCUCACCGAUUUUGAUGAAA
Messenger RNA from Osmia bicornis bicornis, 3827 nucleotides. RefSeq names its product exostosin-2 (gene sotv). NCBI's taxonomy places the organism in Eukaryota, Metazoa, Arthropoda, Insecta, Hymenoptera, Megachilidae. Gene Ontology annotation, molecular function: glycosyltransferase activity. Gene Ontology annotation, cellular component: membrane. The transcript is spliced from 10 exons. The record is from RefSeq and is a predicted model, not a curated record. The coding region runs from base 744 to 2909 and encodes 721 amino acids.